Messenger RNA from Myiozetetes cayanensis, 7586 nucleotides. RefSeq names its product docking protein 6 (gene DOK6). Gene Ontology annotation, cellular component: cytoplasm. Gene Ontology annotation, biological process: positive regulation of MAPK cascade; cell surface receptor protein tyrosine kinase signaling pathway. The record is from RefSeq and is a predicted model, not a curated record. Lineage: Eukaryota; Metazoa; Chordata; Aves; Passeriformes; Tyrannidae. The coding region runs from base 102 to 1097 and encodes 331 amino acids. The transcript is spliced from 8 exons.
CACCCGGGAGGGCCCGGGGGAGGAGGAGGAGGAGGAGGAGGAGGCGGCGGCGGACGAGGACGACUCCGGGCGCGGAGGGGAGGAAGCAGGCAGCGCUGGCCAUGGCCUCCAACUUUAACGAUAUAGUCAAACAGGGCUACGUGAAAAUCCGCAGCAGGAAGCUGGGGAUUUUCAGGCGUUGUUGGUUGGUUUUCAAGAAGGCUUCCAGUAAAGGGCCCAGGAGGCUAGAAAAAUUUCCAGAUGAGAAGGCAGCAUAUUUCAGGAACUUUCACAAGGUAACUGAGCUGCACAAUAUCAAAAACAUAACCAGAUUGCCUCGAGAGACAAAGAAGCAUGCAGUGGCAAUUAUCUUUCAUGAUGAGACAUCAAAGACAUUUGCGUGUGAGUCAGAACUAGAGGCAGAGGAGUGGUGCAAACAUCUUUGCAUGGAGUGUCUGGGAGCCAGGCUCAAUGACAUAAGUCUUGGGGAACCAGAUUUGCUUGCUGCUGGUGUUCAGAGAGAACAAAAUGAACGAUUCAAUGUAUAUCUUAUGCCUACACCAAAUUUAGAUAUCUAUGGGGAAUGUACAAUGCAGAUAACACAUGAAAACAUAUAUCUCUGGGACAUCCACAAUGCCAAGGUCAAGCUGGUCAUGUGGCCUCUGAGCUCUCUGAGGAGAUACGGACGUGACUCAACGUGGUUUACAUUUGAGUCUGGAAGGAUGUGUGACACAGGAGAAGGGCUGUUCACGUUUCAAACACGAGAAGGAGAAAUGAUAUAUCAGAAAGUCCAUUCUGCAACACUGGCAAUAGCAGAGCAACAUGAAAGAUUAAUGAUGGAAAUGGAGCAGAAGGCAAGGCUCCAGACCAGUCUGUCUGAACCGAUGACUUUAUCCAAGUCGAUCUCACUUCCUCGUAGUGCAUAUUGGCAUCACAUCACCCGGCAGAACAGCGUUGGAGAAAUCUACAGUUUACAAGGUCACAGCCUCAGCUCAGCGAAGGUGUCCCGGGCGCAGACAUUUCCCAGCUACCCCUCGGAGCAGGACGAAGAGCACCAGCAGUCCCUCUCGUUGGCCAGCAGCUACGCCUUCAGCUACGGCUCGAGGCUGGUGCAAUGACAGCCGGGGGCGUCCGGCUGAGACAGACAGUUGAGCCUGGAGCCUGCCUCCAGGGCCAGGGAGCCACUGGCCCCCUCCACACCCACCAUUUGCCGUGAAAACUGAUGCCUACCAGCUCCAGCCGGGUCACCGCCAAUGCAGAAACCUGGAGAGGCGGCUUCCCCGAAGCAGAGGCUAAGUCUUUAUUUAUUUAUUUUGCUGUUCCUUUUGUCGAUAUGUUCAGAAAGGAGGGGUUUGGGGGGCUGGGGGGAGGGAGGAAGGGGGACAUGUUCGUGUUGUGAAAAAGUGGUGGAAACAAAUGAAACUGUGUUGGUUGAUGUGAAGGUUUCUGCAUGACCGGAGAAGGUUCAUUCUGGGGCUCCAUCACGAUGGCGAGUUUGACAUUGGGGCCUUCCUUCCCGCCUCCACCAGCAGGCCAGCCUGUCUUCACCUGUAACCUUUUUAGGUCCUUACUGCAGCCUACUGAUUCCCGCUGGAGUCACUGAAAUGUCACCAACUCGAGAUGCAGCGUCAGUGCUGCGGGAGUCACCUUCUCACACAAGAUCAUUCACUACCCUAGAGGGUGGUUGGGUGUUUUUUGAACCAAACACCAACACAUACUAGAGUAUCAGGCUGAUAUGUUUUGUUGGGAAUAGGGUUUGAUGUGUUAAGGUAAGGUUAUUGCCUGGUCCAGCUCUAAUCUUAAAUUCCUGGGGCACAAAUUCAUCCCUUACAAUGCCUGUGCAAUUCUCAUAAUGCCCCUGAGAGCUGUGAACAUCCAUAUCAGCAGCACAAUCUUGUUCUCAAAACUGCUGCGAUGUCUUCUUAUUUGCAAAUUAUUUAGGUAACCAUACCUGCAAGCCUGACUUUAAAAAGCGGGAAAACUGUUUUUCAGACAAAUAAAAGUGGGCCACAACCCCAGCUGGUGACCGCCUGUGCCACGGCUUGGCCAGAUAUGGUAGAGCUGAGCUCUGGUCUUGCCUUUCUGGUCAGCAUUACUUUGAUUUUCUCCGUUUCCUUCUCAAAUUUCUGUUUUAGAUGCACAUUGUAUCUUGUAUGAUCACGUGUCAAGCAUCUGUUUACUUUCAAAAGGAGGAUGAGUACGUCUCAAUGGAAAUUUUCUGUCUUUGGAAGACGUCUUUGAAAAAUGAACUGUAGUAGGUGUGUUUGUAAUCAGUAAUGAGGGAAUAAGUUGGAAGGCAUACCUCUAGGUGGGGAACGAGUUUUAUCUACUCUGAACAUUUAGAUUUUUGUAAGUGUUAUCAAAUAUUUAUGUUCUCCUUGCGAUGCCCUGAAAUAUUUGAAAUUGUGAGGAGAAAAAUCUGCCCUCUUGUAUGAUCUGAGCAGCUUUGUAUUCUGUUCCCAGUGUGAAACGAUUGCCAUGAUUACCAGAGAGAUUCAUCUCAUUGGUUGUUUCUCAGGACAGGUUGAGGAAACGUAUCAAGGAGGAGACACAUAGACUCUUUUCCAAUGAAACAAUCGGGUUUAUGUACCAUAAUUUAACUGAAAAAUGCUGUUGGGUUGUUUUAUAUAUGCACACAAACAUAUAUAUAUAUGUAUUAAAAGGUAUAGAAGAAACUUCUGCUUUUGAUUAAGCAUUUACUGAUACAGUAUGUUCAGCUUUUCUCCAACCAUUUUCCUGACAAAGAGACCUUGCAGACUUACAGCUUUCUACACCUCAGUGAACAGCUGCUGAAUAAAAAAAAACAUUGUGAUCCACUUGAAUGAAGCACUUCUACCCCACUGCAAUCACCGUUAUUUAUUUUUCCCCUUUUUCCUCAUCUCGUUCACUACCUCUUUUCCUUCUCACAGUGCUGCCAUACUCAGGAAUAGAACAGCUCCCUACAGAGAGUAUUUUGAUAAGCUAAAGUGAAAAACUGCUCUCCCACGCUGUCAGGGAGCUGUACCUAUGGUGCUCUCUGAGCUGUACCCAUCAAGGAAGCUUCAUUCACACUUUCAUUUAAGAAAAAAAUUUGGUUGACAUUUUGUUUAGGGAAAAUUUCCAGUUUGCAAAUGUUAAAUGCAAAAUGUGAUACGAAAGGAUACAUAUUCUGCUGGUUUAAUUCUGUUAUUCCAUGUAGCUUUGCCGAAUAUACGCCUUUUGGGGAACUGAUCAGUUAUUCUUUUGCUGCUGAGGUUCUUCCACUUGCCCUAAAAUUAUACAUAUUUUGUUUAAAACUCCUUAUAUUAGGUUUUAAGUAUGUUCUACAGAUUUCAAUGCUGUGUCCAUGUAGUUAUUUUCAUCUGUGACUUGAAUACUAGACAUUUAAUAGUUACAUAUUCUACAUAGUCCAAAAGUGGGGAAAAGGCUAAAUAGGAGAAUAUCAGAACUGCUUUAUAGUUCCAGAACCCAUGAACUUUAAGAACCUAACUAAAUCCUAAAUCUAGUACUUUAACUGUGGUUAGAUAAAAAGCAUAAGAUCUAUAUAAUGUGCUCUUUUCAUUUCCUGGGGAACGGUUGCUGUCUUUGGCUGUCUUCCUGUGCAGUACCUGAAUAUUGUCUAGUUAUUGAAAAUGUAGAUGCUAUUUUCAAAGAAAACACACACACAAAAAAAGGGGAGGGAGGUGGGAUUGGCUGUGCAUAACAGCUUUACUGAAUAUUUUGCUUUAAUUGAAAAUCGUUCUCUUAACUCAUACAUUCAUAAAAUACCUGUGAGGUCUCAUUUUGUAGCAAUACACAGAAUAUUGAACUCCAGGACAGAGCUAGAAAACAUAACCAAUCAAAAGCAAAUCUGACCCUUUGGGAACUAUUUCUUGUGGAGACUAAACACAAGCACACUGAAAGUUUAAAAUAAAGAUGCAACUUCUCAGUGUCCUGCACCACAGUCUGAGAAAACCCGACACCUGAAGCACAAAGGUAUUCAGCAGCCAUUGGAUGCUGCCAUUAGUGCCAUUCCAGAACAGCAGAUGAUAUUGCUGUAACAUUGGUGUACUCACACAGCUUCUGCAGAUGUUCCUCAGAAAAGCUCCAUGAUAACCAGGCAGACACUGUGCCAACAGUUUGCCAGAAAAUUCUGUUUUCAUGGAAUUGCUUUAAUUCCUGGCAUAUGCCUGUUGAUAAUCUAAGUAAUGCCCUACUGAGGCUACUUUGCACAGCUCCUAGUGUUUCCACCAGAAGGAAAACUGUCUUUUGGAACACAUGGUAGAGCUGCCUGCCUAGAGACUACAAUGGCCUUUAAACAGACCCAGGGACCCCAUGGGACCCUGUUCAAGUCUCGGCUUUCUUCAUGUGCAAGGCACACUGAUAAUACAUCUGCUCCUGACCCAAGAGUUGCUCUCUGUUUUCAGCUAAUGAGCUGUGAAGAGAUGAAGGGCAACAAAAUGUCUUCAGUGGUAACCAGGUGCAGCUGGUGCAAAUGGAACUUAACAUUAGUACGUUAUAAAAUAGAAGAAAUAAAAUAACGUUCUCGCUUUCCUUUCAGUUCUGAGGAUGUGUUAUGAAUAUAUAACUGUAACCAUGAUUUACAUUUUUUAAAAAUCACCCUGAUAACCUCUAUGAACAAAUAGCACACAGUGUUACUAAAUAUAGUUACUAAUAUAUCUUAACUGUGAAUAUUAUAGAUUGAUGCAUGCUGGCACUUUUGAUUUUGAAGUCACUUGGUGCAGAAAAGGUGAAAUCGAAAGAGACUGGUAAUAAAUCAUCAAAUGGUGCUAAGGAACUUGAAUAGUCACAUUUUUUAAACAGUUACAUGUUAUUAUUGAUAGUCUGUGGCUAUACUCAUUUAAAACAAUUUUAUCUGCCUAGGUAAAGGAAAAAGGAAGGAGAAUCUCUUGUUGCAUGGAGUUUGCUGUUUUACUGAGUAAAUAUUUAGGCUUUACUUUCUGUGACAGGCUGUGAUUCCAGAUCCUCACGUGUAUCAGUUCCAUGUGAAGUUCUGUUGCUGGGGUUUUUUGCUGGGUUUGUUUACUUCUUUUUUUUUUUUCCACAAAAGCUACAAGUAAAGCUUGAAAAUAUAUUGACAAACCAAAGAAUUUUGUUAGAUGUUGACAAUAGCUACUCUUUUUAGUUUUGACAAAAUGACAUUUUUGGAAAAUGCUUCUUUUCAUGACACAUGCAUAGAAAUCCUGUUGUGAAGCAGAAAACUCUAAUCAAGUUUUGUUCUAAGAUAAUAGGACUUUGCUAGAAGGAGGGAUUGAAAUUGAGUAUUGGAGGGCAGAAGUGUUUUAAAGUGCUCUCUAUAGCAAUAAUUUAAGAACAAAAUACAGCCUUCAGGCACCCAUUUAUUUAGAAGUUGCUAUGGGCAGGCAGUCUGUGAAGACCUUUACCUACUUACGGCAAAGAGGAAAAAAAGAUGGAUCAUUAAUCAUAUUUCUGUAUCGAAUUUAUCAGGAAGAGGAAUUAACUUCGUGCCUGUUCAGCUCUCCAGUAAAAUGGGCAAUGCUAUGAAGAGUACUGGGGUUUUUUGAGAUAUUUGAUCUCUAGGAACUGACAAAGACCAUGAGCCUGCAGCAUAUAAACCUCUACUCAGACUUAGCUCACCAGCCACAUGUACUAGUUUUCAUCUGGUAAACUGCAGGGUGAGAAAAUACAUGUGUCUUGAAUGGCUGUGCUUUUUUCAUGAAAUACAGAAUUAUUUAAAACUGUUUCUUCCUAAAAAAGAAGGAGUAAUGAGUUCCAAUUAAUCUCUGGUUUAGUGUUUAAUAUGAGUGUAUUUAUGCUCCUUUUUAUACCUGCUGCAAAGGAGUAAGUGUGGUUUUUAUCCACACACAGAAUACAUUGGACAGGGGAGAAAUUGUGAGAAGCUGCUGUUUGAUAACAAGAACAGAUCCAACAGCAGUGGAAAGUUUCAUUUUUCCAUACAUCAUCCAAAUACUUGUGACUCUUUCCAAACGCACUUACCACACAACAUGAUCUAUUAGAAUUUUACAUUUUUCACCACAGGCAAUUGGUCAGUAUGCCUGUUUAUGUUUUGUGAGAUGAAGGUAGUGACUGUGCAACGCCAUUGUAAUGGCAUAACUUUAAAAACAAAGGUUGGAUGUAAGAUUGGAUAUACUAAGUCUGCAGUUUUAAAGUCUUGCACUCCACGAAGGGUGUUGUGUUUGUUCUUGAUAGUAUCAAUAAAUGCUCUUCCUUUUUUUUUUUUUUUAGAGAAAAAGAUACAGUGUAUUGAAAACAAAUAUAGGCAUGUGGUGGAAUGAAAGAAAUGUCAGAAUAUUGACUCACUUUUUGUAACAAGGUCCUCUCUGUCCAAGUCCUUACAAGACAGUAAAAGGUGAUAGGUGAAGGCUCUGUGUAUUCAGCAAGUGUUGAAAUGGCAUUAUGCUUAGAAACCUAAGUAGUACAAUCCAGUGGUGAAUUGGUGCUAUUAAAGAAAAUAGAAGUUUCACCUUGCAGAGAUGCUUUUCACAUCUUUACAUGCAUAUACGACUUGACAGAUUUUUACAGACAUGAUUAAAACAGAUAUGAAAGGAACUGAGGUUUAAGUAUGAUUAAAUAUAAUUAAAGCAUUUUAAAAUGUCCAUGUUGUUAUGGAUAUUGCAAGCUGUAACAGAGACAAUAUUUCCUUUUUAACUAAAUGCAAGCUCAAAAAGUAACAUGCUCCCUAAUAUGAAGAAGUUAAUCUUUUUAAAUAUCACACUCAAAAUCCUAAAGAAUUAAUUUCAUUGGGGUUUUUUGUUGCUUUACAUAAAUGCUCACGAGGUUAAAUAGAUUUACUGUGUUCUCUUAAAAUCCUGGGGUUGUCAAGUGUAUUAAUACAUUCUACAGUAGAUUUUUUCCUGUGAGAAUAUUUGACAUGAAUGAUGUUAAAUUUUAAUUAGGCUACACUUUUUUUUCAGACUUUUUUUUUUUAAUUUUAUGAUAGCAAGACAACAGUGGGCAUAGAAAAUAGAACAAAAUUAAUCAGCUGUUUUAGCAAUUCCAUACCAGUAACAAAAAUAAAGGUUUCAGUUAAACAUUUAUUCUCAUUGCUGCUCCUAUAGUUACAACAGAAUAAAUGAUGUAAAAUAAAAUUGUCCUUGUUGGUGUUAAUUGUUGCAUUUCCUGAGCUUCAACAGAUGACAGGCUGUGACAGGAGAUAUCCAGAACUGCUUUGUGUCAAUUGUUCUGAUUUAAGAUGGUUACAAGGAAAAACAGACGAUACAGAAAAAAAAGUGUUAGGAGUUUCUACAAAAGAAUGACACACACUAAGCUUUUAUUUCUUUUUACUUCUUUGAAAAGCAUCAUUAUAGAAAGCUAGAGAAUUUCUUGAAAGGAAAUUGAAAACAGUGUAAGAAAUCAACAAAAAUAAAAACAGAUUCUGUAAUCUUUAAAAAUAUUAUGAAGCAAUUAACAGACGUUUAAGCACACAGCAAUGGGCCAUGUAGAAUGCAAAACAGUUUCCUGAAGCAUUUAACUUCUUCUGAAUUUAUCAGGAGCAGGAAACAAUGUUUUGUGUUCAGCACUAAUUUACUCUACAACAGUGGAGUCAGGAGUGCUGGUCUCAUCUUCCCUCACCUGGCUGGAAUAACCAAGUGCCGGUCUGCCUAACAUGUAUUAUGCAAUAUAGGUGCUUGAAAAAAUAGUGGUUU